Saccostrea echinata is the source of this 463-nucleotide messenger RNA. Its product is annotated as putative peptidyl-tRNA hydrolase PTRHD1. The transcript has 2 exons. NCBI's taxonomy places the organism in Eukaryota, Metazoa, Mollusca, Bivalvia, Ostreida, Ostreidae. Gene Ontology annotation, molecular function: peptidyl-tRNA hydrolase activity. Bases 16 to 375 code for a protein of 119 amino acids. The record is from RefSeq and is a predicted model, not a curated record.
UGCAAAAUUACUAACAUGGCUCAAAAUUUGGUACAGUACAUAGUCGUUCGCAAGGAUCUGUUAAAAUCAGGAUGGCCGACUGGUGCCCUCAUUACACAGGCUUGUCACGCCUGUGUUGCUGUCAUACAUCAGUUUUACGACAAUGAGGACACCAAAAAAUAUCUCAACGAUAUAGACCGAAUGCAUAAAGUAACAUUAGAGGCAACAGAUGAAGAGAGUAUUGUAAAGCUGUCAGAAACAUUGGCCAGUAAAGGGAUUGAGCAUAAACUGUGGAUAGAACAGCCAGAAAACAUACCAACAUGUGUAGCAACAAGACCUUACAUAAAGGAAAACAUUCAAGAACAUUUUAAAAAGUUCAAGUUAUUCAAGACAUGACACUGAUUUCUUAAAAAUUAUAUAUGCAUUUUGAAUUUAAAUUUUACACCUAUAAUCCUUUGAAAUAAAUUGAGAACAUACAGAUUUA